Messenger RNA from Scophthalmus maximus (turbot), 4601 nucleotides. Its product is annotated as regulator of G-protein signaling 22. The record is from RefSeq and is a predicted model, not a curated record. The transcript has 24 exons. Gene Ontology annotation, biological process: regulation of signal transduction. The coding region runs from base 190 to 3834 and encodes 1214 amino acids. NCBI's taxonomy places the organism in Eukaryota, Metazoa, Chordata, Actinopteri, Pleuronectiformes, Scophthalmidae. Gene Ontology annotation, molecular function: G-protein alpha-subunit binding.
GUGUCUGGUGUGUGUGUGCGCGCCUGCGCGGGCCUACAGUUCCUGUGUUCUGUGGUUGGGGAGGGAGGCGUGUGAUGGAGAGGUCGGUGGCUGGCCGAGAGUUUCCCAAUGUAACUGCCCCGCUUCACUGUGUGCGCCCUGUGUUUCUAAACUACCCGUACAGGCCGAGGAGGUUCUCUUGAGGUGAACAUGUGUGGAAUAGUUUCAGCAGAGUUGCCACAUCUCACCGCGCGCAACUUUGGACAGACCCUGGCCUCCGAUGACGUGUUGGCUCACUUCUUCAACGAUUUCUUGAGUCUACCGUCUUUCCCCGAGGCUUUGCUGUACAACCGUGAGACGGGGCUGUUUGAGGUGGCGAGCGGAGAAGCCGAGUGCGUCUCCAGGAGAAUCGAAACCGUUCUGCGCCGCAGCAAAUCACAACUGCUCAGCGGCGACCACUCGGUGCUGAGCGGAACUCCUCCCGUGGACAACCGCUACACCGUCUGGUGUCUGGACAGGAAACAAGGAAUUCAGUGGAUCAUGGAGAAACGACUGCCGCUUUUCCUCAAGAGCGACUGUUACAUUGAAUACAGACUGGCCAAGUCGUUGUGCGAGUUGGACCCAAACGUCUGCAUCCAGAGGAGGAGAAGUAGCUCAGGUCGAAGCGCCCCGCCGCCGCCGCCACCACCGCCACCACCGCCACCACCGCGCUCUUCCUCCCGGUCGAGCAAAGAGAACAAGAAUGCACCGAAGGUCCCAACAUGCCCACGUGCUCAAGAGAGCUUCUCAUCAGACCCAGGGUCUAUGACAAAGUACAACUGGACACGCUCCGCUGGCCAGAAGGAACUUGUCAAUACAAAAUGCCGGGAACCAGCAGCCAGGUUUCUCUCCGGCAGGUCGGAGCCAGAGGACCCGUGCACACUUCCCUCUUUGUCCUCCCCGUGUUCCUCGUCCCCUAGUCUUCAGUGUGAUGGAGCGCAGGCACAACAGGGCCCACAAACAGAGCCGCACCUCUGCUCGGAGGAGUCUUCUGAAGUGCAGCUGGAGCGCGCGGCUGCCAGAGCGGUCAAACAAGCGCUGAACAAUGCCCUGCACAUAGUGGCUGAGCGGCACCGGGGCAACAUCGCUGGCUGUUUCAACAAGUCCGGGGAGCAGACACACUGUGCCAGCGAGGGGAAAUCGUGCGAAUGUAACGUUUGCCAACGUUGGGCUGGCGGAGGCAGAGACGGAGUGGAGGGCGGGGGCGAGAGGGGUCAAGAGGGCAGGAGGGGGAGUGCAGCGGAGGAGAGGCCCGAAUGGGACGAGGAGAACGGGGAGGCGGGGAGUUGGGGCGCGCAGCGAGAAAAUGCCAGCGAUAAUUGCUGCCAUGACACCUGUUGCUGGGACAACAGACCAGGCCUGGAUGAAUUCAGGGAGUUUCUGCGAGGAACGCCGGGCGAGAAGCUGAUCAAUCUCUGGAUGGACAUAGAAAAACUGAAAGCUUUACAGCGGAGCGAGCGGAAGAACAGGUACUUGGCCCUGAUGAGGAGCCGCUACCUGCUGGGCAACAGUCAGAGCAGCCUGAACACUGUGCUGCUGUCCAGACUGGGCCUGAGCUGCUCCCCCUGCUGGACAGAAGACAAACUGUGCUCGGCUCAGCCCUGUCUGACAGACGCUCUGCUCAACUACUGGGCUCCGAGGUUCUGGAAGUCUCAGUGUGUUCAGGAGGAGCAUGAGGUCAGCCCUGGUGGGGGCCUGUGGACCGAGUGGUGGAGCAGCCCUUUCCUGGGCAGACAGCCUCACUGGGACCCUCCCCUCCUCCCCGACAACUGCCGGUCCUCCAUCCCUGCACAUUCUCAGUUAUACUGCAGCAGAAGUCAGUUACUGGGAAGCAGAAGAGUGGAAGAGAUGUUGCAGGCUCUCCAUGUCGACUCUCACGCCGGCUUGUACUUCACACACUUCUGUGUACAAUCUGGAAACCAGCUGUGGGAGAACACAGUUUACUUCUGGACCGACCUGCAGCACUACCACGAGCUGUUCUACCAGGACGGGCUGGACACCUACCGGGUCCAGAGGGAGGCACAGCUCCUGUACUCCACCUACCUGUCCACCUCUGCCCGGAGGAGCGUCGGCGUGGACGAGGAGAUCCGAAGGAAAGUGUACGAGCGACUGAUGCCGGCCUUCGAGGAGCUGCUGGACGAGGUCGAGGAGCACACGCUCGACAUCCUGCUGCAGCCGUGGAUGCUGCUGCACAGCAGGGACAAAGACUCCUUCCAGAAGUGUGUGUGUGUGUGUGUGUGUGUGUGUGCGUGUGUGUGCGUGCGUGCGUGUGCGCAGGUGCGUGUGCAGGAGGAGGUGCACAGCGUUGACAGUGAGGAGUACAGGGAACUGCAGAGCAUGUACGGGGAAUCGGAGCGCCGGCAGAAAGAGAUGCAGCGGCCCAGGUCCGCGCCACCCCUUGCCCCCCCCUUCUCAAAGGGCCCCCAAGUGCCCGACGCUUGGGCCAACGUGUCUCCAAGUUACCAAGGUUACCGUCUGGGCUCCUUACUCCGCCAGCCCCCCGAGGUCGGGCACUUCAUGUCUUUCCUCCAGGAGAAGGACUCCAGUAUCCAUCUGGCGUGUUGGCUGGACCUGGAGCAGUACAAGAGGACUCCUCAGAAGGACCGGGCUGUCAAACACGAGAGGACCUCUCACCUUUGGACCAAAUACCUCAACAGGAAGUACUUCUUUGGCUACCAAAGCCCCGCCACGAUGGAACAACAGAAUAAUAUAUUGCAUCUGACGGGCGGAUUGGGGAUGAAGAUCUCAAACCUGGUCGUCGUGGAGAUCCAGGAGAUCGUCAGGAAUCACAUUGAGGAGAAGUGGCUCCCUCGGUUUCUGUCCACAGCAGAGUUCACCGAGCGCCAGAGAAAGAAAGCACAGCCCCGAGCAGCAGACCCACCGGUCGUCCAGCAACGAAGCAGAACCAGGAGAAAAAACUGGAAGGCCGACCACUUGUGGAUGAGUUCGUCCAAAGAGAUUCUCCUGUUUCGACAGAUCUUACUCAACCCAGUCACUUGUAUGCAAUUCCAGCACUUUGUCUCCCCGAGGGGAGACUUACUGGAGAAGGACUUGCUCUUCUGGCUGGAGGUCCAGAAGUAUAAGUUCCACCUUGUCCGUUCCUCACGCCUCCUCUCCUCCUGUGCGAAGGACCUGUGCCACUCGCACAGCGAUGAGGCCACGAUCCAGCAGAAGAUCAGCACCAUCAUCGACUGCUUCAUCAACUCGUCCAUGCCGCCCACCCUGCAGAUAGACGUCCCCCCUGAACAGGCCCGGCGCAUCCUGGAGGAGCGCCACGAGCUCGGCCCCUACAUUUUCAGAGAAGCACAGAUGUCCGUGUUCGGGGAACUGUUCAAGUUUUGGGCCGAAUUUCAAGAGCUGAGCGGCAGCGUGCAGGAGGAGCAGCUCCUUCCUCUGCUGCAGGAGAAACGGGUCAAACACAGGGCCAGAGUGCGGAGACGCAGGCGGCAGGAGGAAGAGGAGGACGAAAGGAGAGUCCAGGAAGAGUGGGGGACCGAAGAAUACGGAUCAAGAGAAGAAGAGGAGACGGACAGCGGCACGAACGACGACGAGGAACGAGAGCGAAGAAGUGGAAGCGGGGAGUGGAGGAAUCCCUCGCAGCCGCUGUCGUGGUCGUACUCCAAGUACAUGACAGCUCUGAAGAGAGAGGAGGUGCUGCUGAGGAAGAGUCUUCAGCUGGAGCAUUCCAUCACCACGGCCUCAGAAUCGUCCUCUUGCUGCUUCAAGUCCGGGGACAGUCUUCGCAGCCACGGGCCGUCCCACCGCUCCUCCAGAUCAGACAGUAAACUGUGUUAUAGCAGAUAUAACCAACGGUGACGACGCAACGCGACAUUCUGCCUCCAAAGACAAUGCGUCGCUCGCGUCGUGUCCUCGGCAGGUGAGAGGCUGCGACACCCAACGGACUCUGAUCGGAGCACGGAGAGGGAGACCCGAUCUGCUGCUGAUACCAGGGACCAAGUCGGGUUCACACAUGAUGUAAGAAUCGUUUCAAAAGUUUAACAAACUUCUGUUUCACUGCUCGUGUGUGAAAACUAACACGACGUCUGGACGGAAAACGUAGGUAAAGAGUGUAUUUAGUGUUUAGGGUUCUUUUUCUGACACAAUCACAAUCAGCACUAUUUUAAUUUUACAUUUUUUAUUAAAACAUUUUCUAUAUUAAUAAUCCAUUUAUAUAUAUAUAUAUAUAUAUAUACACUGAUAUUGAAGGCAAUAGAGUUAAUUUACAUAGAACUCAGUAGUGCAUCGAUAACAUGUUGGCAUCAGUGUAAGGUUACAAAGAAAACUAUAUUUUAGUCAAACAAGAAUGUUACAUCAUUUAUAAAAAAAACAUUUUGGUUGGCAGCUAGUUUUUCUUUAGCGUCAUCAACAUGUAUAUAAUAUUGCACUUAUGAGGACGUAAACACCAAGAGCUUCUUCUGCCGAGUGAAACGUUGCAGAUAGUUUUGGCAGAAAUGAAAAUGGAUCUGCGACACUGAAGAGGUUCCACACUGACGGACUGGAGUCUUGUUUUAAUUUGACACGAUUCUUAUUUGUUUUAAAGUUCAGUUAAUAAAAAAUUCCUGGCGUGAAGGAAUGAAUCUUAA